Messenger RNA from Penicillium griseofulvum, 876 nucleotides. RefSeq lists its product as uncharacterized. The record is from RefSeq and is a predicted model, not a curated record. The coding region runs from base 1 to 876 and encodes 291 amino acids. The transcript is spliced from 3 exons. Lineage: Eukaryota; Fungi; Ascomycota; Eurotiomycetes; Eurotiales; Aspergillaceae.
AUGCUACAAUUUCUCAAACGCGCCCUGCGCAAGCCACGCGCAAACGUGUAUGGUCUAGACCAUGCUGCCCUCAACAUCCACCUCCCGCCACAGAGUAUGUGGAUGAACAUGGGGUACUGGGAGUUCACAAAUGAAUUCCCAGAAGCCUGUCAAGCACUCCUAGAUCAGGUUCUCACUGCUGCGUUAUCAACAGAGACCGCGUCUGCCGUCAGAAUCCUGGAUGUUGGGUAUUCAUAUAUCGGGAUCACGCUGGAGCCAGCGCAGGCCGCGCUCGGCUCAAGCCGCAUUCACCAUAUGCAGCGAGAGAGCGGGGACAACACCCAGGCAGAUAUCUUCUGCGCAGACGCUGCAGUCCCGAGCUCUUGGACUGGGGAGUUGAAGAAAUCAGUAACAGCCCUCGCAAACACGUCAACCAAACAAUAUGAAAAUGCAGACACAUCGACAUGGCUCCUGGCCCUGGACACAAUGUAUCAUUUCAACCCCUCACGUCUACCUCUCCUGACCUAUGCAUGCAACUCCCUCGGUGCCUCAUUCAUGGCGUUUGACAUGAUACUAUCUAAUAGUAUAACCUGGUACGAAAAGAUCCUCCUCCGACUCGUGUGCUGGGGCACAAACUCGCCAUUUGGGAAUUUCGUUUCCGAGAAGGAAUACGUGGAUCUACUUGUUACAGCUGGGUAUAAUCCUGCGUUUAUUGAGGUCCGAGAUAUCUCGCAGUACGUGUUUAAGGGAUUGGCGGAUUUCAUAAAGCGCAGGGCUGGAGAGGCCAGACCUUUUGGGAUUAAAAUGGGGAAGUACCGUGCGGCGCGAUUUGUUUUUGAGUGGUGGGCCAAGGGAAGCAUCGUUAGAGGUGUUGUGGUUGUUGCGAGGAAGGAGUGA